Messenger RNA from Manihot esculenta (cassava), 1362 nucleotides. Its product is annotated as 28 kDa ribonucleoprotein, chloroplastic. Bases 98 to 1102 code for a protein of 334 amino acids. Lineage: Eukaryota; Viridiplantae; Streptophyta; Magnoliopsida; Malpighiales; Euphorbiaceae. The transcript is spliced from 4 exons. Gene Ontology annotation, molecular function: mRNA binding. Gene Ontology annotation, cellular component: cytosol. The record is from RefSeq and is a predicted model, not a curated record.
CGCUUGAUACCAUACCCUCUCUCUUUCUCUCCGUCUCUCUAUCUCUGCCCCUUAUCCUCCUUGGCCUUCCUCUAAACCCCUCCCUUCCUCCCUAAAAAUGUCUGCCACAGCACCAGCUCCUACCUUCAAGCGUCUACCAAUGGCAGACUCAUGCCUCUUCUCACUCCCUUCCAUUUUUACUUCAAAACCUCCCUACCAAUGUGUCUCAGUCCCUGCCAGACCCGUUAGGCUCCAGCUCUCCUACUCCUCUCACUCCCUAUCAUCUCUCUCUCUCAAACACAAGACCCACUUCUCUUCCUUUAUUCGCUUCGUAGCCCAGACCUCAGAUUGGACACAGAAAGAAGAGGAAGGCGACUCCACAAUUACUCUAACAGAAUCAGAACAAGUGGAAUCGACAUGGGAAAACCAACCAAGUGAUGAUUCUGAAGCCCAAGUUUCUGAUUGGGAGUCUGGCGGAGAAGAUGCAGUGGUGGAGGCGGUCGGCAGUGAUGGAGAGAGUGGUGAAGGGGGUUUUGAGCAGGCUGACACAGAGGAUGGCUUUGUGGAGCCGCCUGAGGAUGCCAAGAUUUUUGUGGGUAAUUUGCCUUAUGAUGUUGACAGCCAGAAGUUGGCUAUGCUAUUUGAGCAGGCUGGAACAGUUGAGAUUGCUGAGGUUAUUUACAAUAGGGAAACUGAUUCAAGUCGUGGAUUUGGGUUUGUGACUAUGAGUACCGUGGAAGAAGCAGAGAAGGCUGUGGAUAUGUUUCAUCGCUAUGAUUUAAAUGGCAGACUCUUGACCGUAAACAAGGCUGCUCCUCGAGGUUCAAGGCCUGAGCGCCCCCCUCGUGUGUAUGAACAAGCUUUUAGAAUCUAUGUGGGUAACUUGGCGUGGGAAGUAGAUGAUGCUCAGUUGGAGCAAGUUUUUAGUGAACAUGGUAAGGUGGUGGAUGCUCGAGUAGUUUAUGACAGGGAAACUGGUCGCUCACGUGGUUUUGGCUUCGUAACCAUGUCCACUGAGAGCGAGUUGAAUGAUGCUAUAGCUGCACUUGAUGGACAGAGUCUUGAAGGGAGGGCAAUCAGAGUAAAUGUUGCUGAAGCAAGACCAAGACGCAGCUCCUUUUAAUAUGAUAUGGUUUAGGCAUAAGUUUCUUGGUAUUAUUUUCUUCUGUAUUUUCGAAAGAGUUCUGUAAUUUCUCUUGUUCUUUUUUCCCUCUCUGGUUAGCUAGUUGUUUGGUUGAUUUUUAGCGAGUUAUGAAGCUAUCCAAAAUUGCUUCACGCGUUGCUUAAAAUUUGUUAAGUUGACAGUCAGUACAAAUUAUGAGAGGACUCUGUAAUUUCUUACAGAAAGGAAAAUAUAUGGUGCUGACAAAGUUUGAGAUGGUC